AUGGCCGCCGCCGAGACGGCGACGGUCUUCAUGGAGACGAGCCUCGGCACCCGCCUCGUCCUCUCCUUCCCCGCCCGCGCCACCACCGUCGCCGACCUCAAGCGCCAAGUGAGCGCGGAGCAUGCCGCGUGUUUCCCCUGCACCGGGCCAAUCGCCGUCUCAUCCUUGCAGAUUGAGCUGGAUGGUUCCUGGUUUCAGCUCACUGAUUCCGUGGUCGUGGAAGCUGCUUUCGAGUGGGUCAAGGGGCCAAGGCGCCUCCUGGUUGAGGCUCACGAGCUUCGUCCUCAUCCACCUGCUUGCAAGGAUGCCAAGUGUGGAACUGCUGAUGCUGAACCAAAUGCGGGCCAUUCAGUCGUCGCUGAGGACUCCUUGCAGUACAUGUUACCUCCUGCAGAGGCACCAGGAGGUGGCAAUCAUGCCUCAGGCAAUGGCGUCAGUGACAUCCGACAGCUGAAGAACCAGCAGGAUAAAGUUGUUGAGCAUGCUUUAUGUCAGCACGAAGAUGGAAUUACUAUGCCUCAAGAAAGUUCAAAUAUUGAUUUAGCCAUUGGCGACAGCGGCACUGGCACCCCACUGGCAAACCAGGAGGACAAGCCUCAGGAAUGUAUUGAGCAUGUCUCUCGCCAACUCGAAGAUGGAAUUGGCAUGUCUCAAGAAAGUUCACAUUGUGAUUUAGCCACAGGCACCAAUAACAGCCCACUGCCAAACCAGGAGGACAAACUUCAGGGAUGUGCUGAACAUGCUUCUGUUCAGCUCGAAGAUGGAAUCACCAUGCCUCAGGAAAGUUCACAUUUUGAUUUAGCAACAGGCACCAAUAACCGCCCACUGCCAAACCAGGAGGACAAACUUCAGGGAUGUGCUGAGCAUGCUUCUGGUCACCUUGAAGAUGGAAUCACCAUGCCUCAGGAAGGUUCAGAUUCUGAUUUAGCAGCAGGAGGUAGUGACACUCUACCAAUGGACCAACAGGACAAAUUUCAUGAUGGUGCUGAGCAUGCUUCAGCUCACAGUGAAGGUAGAACUACCAUGCCCCAAGAAAGUUCAGAUCUUGGUGUAGCAGAAGACAAAGGGAAUGAUCGUGCUGGGGAUCAACAAAAAGACAUCAUCAUGGAGCCAAGAGGGAAGAAACGGUUUAGGGAGGAAGAUGAAGCUGACAGAAACAUCGAUGUGAACUGUGAUGACAAUCUUUCCCAUUUUGUUAGCCCCACACCUAAGUUUGUGUCUGAGAAAAAGAGCAGUAUGAUUGAGCAAGCAAAAUUGGACAGUGCCCCCUUGCUGUAUAAUUUGGAUGAUUCCUCACAUGGUUUAUUGGUAAAACUCUCUGGUGGCCAGAAGGAACAAUGGACAUCUGGUGUGUGCAGUGAAGGAAGCAUCAACAAUAAACCAGCUAUUCCACCUUGUGCUGAGUCCAUGGGAAAAGAUAAGUCUUCAGACAAAGAAGUGAUGACACAGAUAGGUGACAAGGAGGAACCUCAGAUAGCUGGGUGCACAGGUAAAAGCAGCUGCAAAAGAACAGAUGUUCCACAUUAUGUUGACUCCAUGAAUGAAGGCAAUAAGAGGCCAGCUUCCAAUGUCCAUUUUCUCAACAAAGGGGAAAAUGAAAGGGCCACAUCAUCUGUGACCAAAGAACAUGAGCCUUGUUUCAGAAGAAGGCACCACCGGGUUGCUGUGCGUAAAGUGUCUAUGAGCAGGGCAAUGAAGGUAUAUCCUUUCAGGUAA
Molecule: messenger RNA, 1716 nt
Organism: Miscanthus lutarioriparius
Lineage: Eukaryota; Viridiplantae; Streptophyta; Magnoliopsida; Poales; Poaceae
Source: the annotation of a GenBank genome assembly